AUGGCAGCUCUCGACGCGAUCCACGAGCACAAUGAGCGUGACCUCGAGGCAGGGCACGCUACGCCACCGUCGUCACUCGUCAAGGAAAAGGCCCGUCGGCGCAACAGCUGCCACCGGUUCGCCUGGGUCGCCCUUCUCGUCACGGCAGCCGUCACCAUCGCCCUCGGGGCCUUCCUUGGGGUUCUCUACGUGGCGCUCGACCCGAAGAUGCCCCUUUACACGGUGCACGCGCUCAACGUGACAGCCUUCGGCAUGGACAACGAUAUGACCGCGCGUGCGCGGUUCGACGCGGCGGUCCGGUUCGAGAACCCGAACCGCGCCAUCGGCAUCUCGUACGAGGAGGGGUCCAGCCUCGCGGUGUGGUACGGCGGGUACCGGCUGUCCGAGGGCGCGCUGCCGGCGUUCUACCAGGGGCACCGCGACUCCGCGGUUGUGCACGUCGCCAUGAGCGAGGCGCGGCUGGGUGGCACGGGGGUGGUGGAGGCCAUGCGGCACGUGAACGGGGCCGGCGGCGAGCUGCCGCUGGUGUUCCAAGGCGAGGUGCCGGUGCGGGUGAAGGUCGGGCCGGUGACGACCGCCAAGGUGACGCCCCGUGUCCGGUGCGACCUGGUGCUGGACAGGCUGAGCACCGAGGGCGGGAUCGGGGUCAAGAGGAUGAGCUGCAACUUGAAGUUAUGGUGAUCCGGGGCUUUGCCGUUUGAUGGUUCAACUCCCAAACGACACACUAGUACUGUGCAUGUGAAGCGUACAAUGAGUUAUGUACUGUAUAUAGUAGUAAUUUCCUUAUUUCUAUGAUCAGAAUUUUGUUUAUA
Molecule: messenger RNA, 812 nt
Organism: Triticum dicoccoides
Lineage: Eukaryota; Viridiplantae; Streptophyta; Magnoliopsida; Poales; Poaceae
Product: NDR1/HIN1-like protein 6
Exons: 1
Coding region: 1-681 (226 amino acids)
Biological process (GO): defense response to other organism
Cellular component (GO): plasma membrane
Source: RefSeq, a predicted model, not a curated record